Ctenopharyngodon idella (grass carp) is the source of this 3566-nucleotide messenger RNA. It is a transcript of the gene ccdc92, whose product is annotated as coiled-coil domain containing 92. The record is from RefSeq and is a predicted model, not a curated record. Bases 1699 to 2754 code for a protein of 351 amino acids. The transcript has 4 exons. Lineage: Eukaryota; Metazoa; Chordata; Actinopteri; Cypriniformes; Xenocyprididae.
UAAUAAAUCACUUUUUUUUUUUCAUUUUUGGGUGAGCUAACCCUUUAAGCCAUUAGUCGACUAAUCGCACUUUUAUAUUAAUUUAAUUACUUAAAUAUAUACUGAGGAGAAUACUAAACCAUAAUGAGCGUUUAAUAUCUAUAGGCGUAAUAUAGCCAAUUCCGCACUCAAGCUUGUCACAUACUGCUUUGCCACAAAGCACAGGCAAAAGUGAGGAUUAUCAAUGUGUCGGGAAAAAAUAGCAAGGAGACAUUUUAAUUAUUUAUUAAUAAACUAGUGUUUUCUGAAUCAGUGUCUGAGGCUGCAAAGAUGAAGUUGACGAUGCUGCCUCGCUAUUUCCGCAUAGACGCUCCUAUAGAGAGAAAUGCACCUUUCAGAUGGAUUACAUAAGCAGAGAGUAUUUCUUUUCGAUUUGAAGUGGUUUGUUUAAAAGUAGAUAUUUCAAGCUUUCUAUAGAUAUAUUUCUCUUGUCUGUAAGGCAAGUAGCCUAUACACUGAAUUUCGGUUCAUUUUUAUGACACACUCCAGUUCAGGAAGACAGAGACACAGAGAGCGCAUCCCGUUUGUUUUCUUUAUUUUACAAAGGCACAAUGUUUUCUUGUGAUUGUGAGUUUACACAAAUAAAAGUAGACAGUUUUAAAUAAUGUAUUACUCUUAUCUGUAGGACCAAAAAUGAGAGAGUAUUUUAAGUUGUUUCUACUGUUAUCAUGAAAAAAUGCAAGUGAUCGCGUCGGCGCCUCCAUGUCAUGCAGUAACACUUGGAAAUGCACAAACACUUGGAUAUGCGCCUAAUAAUAGCGCACAUUUAUCUAGGUUAAUGUUAGAGCGAGCAGCCAUGUAAAGUUGCUACUACUUAAGUUUCGGAUGAUAAGCCAUAUUUGAGGUCGAUGGAUGAUAGGUGAACGUUUAGAUUUCCUGCCCGACAUGCUGUAAUUAGCACAAGGACCCGCCUUUAACAGUCUGUCCCUCACAGAUUGCGUGACUUUGCCACAAGUUUUUUUUUCUGCAACUAACUGACUAAUAAAAUUUUUGGUCGACUAAGCCUAUUUUAUUCGACUAACGAUUAGUCGACUAUUAGGGGGCAGCCCUACAGCCAUCUUUAGAAUUUUGUGUUUGAACUUCUGUUUUUGCAGUAGCUCUGUAUAUUUUUAUACAUUCUCUAUAGAGCAAUUUCUGAGAAAUGCUGUUGAAAAUUUAAAUAAACACCUAAACAAUAAUUAUAUAUUUUUUUAGAUGCUAGAUGUCUGUUCUGUGUGUGUAGAAAAAAAAAGUGUUUGUACAUAGUUCUGACUGUGUUAAUAGGAGAAAAAAAACAAUCCAUGGACCAAUCCACAGAGCACCAAAACACACUUGUAGCUAAUCAGCAGUAGGGGGCGUAUACAUUCAUGAUGGAGGAGGAGAGAGAGUGCACAAGAGCGACAUUUAAAGACUGUAGAAAAGAGAUAGCUAAGAUAUUACCAAAGAGGAAAAGGUCAGAGGAAUAUAAUUGGAAGAAGAAGGGUUACGGUCAGGCAAGAGCCAGGAUCCCCAUUAAUAUUGGAGAAGCUUUCCAGCGCUGGAGAGACGUUAGAGAGUGGGAAGGCCUGAAAAAGGACGCAGAGGCUGCUUUGUCUCUGCUCGAUACGUGUCCUGGCCUAGUGUGUGUGCUCGUGUGAGUGAGUUUAUUUAUACAUGUGAGUGUGACCGUGUAUCAUCAUAAUGGCCUCGGUGAGUGUGACCUUGGAGAAUCAACUGCACAGUGCGCAGAAGAACCUGCUGUUCCUGCAGCAAGACCAUGCCAACACACUGAAAGGCCUUCACGCUGAGAUCCGCCGCCUACAACAGCACUGCACAGACCUGACAUAUGAGCUGACAAUGCGGAGCUCAGAUCCAGGCGAUGAUGGUGAGGCUCGCUGCAGAGAGCUGCACCAGCGCUGUGAGGAGCUGGAGGCUCAGCUGAAGGCUAAAGAGCAGGAGAACACGGAGCUCCUGCGGGAUCUGGAGCAGAAGAAUGCCAUGAUCUCAGUAUUGGAGAACACCAUCCGUGAGCGAGAGAAGAAGUACCUGGAUGAGCUGAAGUUGAAGAGCCAUAAGUUGGCUGUGCUGUCUGGAGAGCUGGAGCAGAGAGCCAGCACCAUCGCCUACCUCACCUCCCAGCUCCACGCUACCAAAAAACGCCUUCUCGCCGGCGGCACGGCAGGUGUAAGCCCCUCCGUCAGUCCCGUCGGCUCUUUCAAACCCACCCCUCCUCCUGCUCCUUCAGCGUCGGGAAACGACAAGGACCUCCGGCAACCCGAGACUCCUCGCAGACGCAUGCGCAAAAGCCUUUCGCAGCCGCUGCACUCUGAAUACACAGAGCUGUACCGGAUGGGCGCCGCAGACGGCCGUAGGGUGGUACUGAGAGAAUCGGUAGAUGCCAUGCCAGAUCCUACACCAUUCCUGCAAGCCAGAGAGCCAGCGGCCGCUGCAGAGUCUCAACCGGUGCUGCGGGAACGCCCCUCUGUAAUCCCGCCCAUCGCGUCUUCGACCACACCCCCUGCACCUUCAAGCCCCGCCCACAUCCCUGUGCCUCCGAGCCCUAGGAAUAGUCCAGCACGGGAGGGACCCCAUCCCCGUGCUAACGCGCAUAUAGGAGUGGCGCACCGGAUCCACCGCUCACCCUCAGCCGGUGGAGGCGCAGCUCGGCAACAGGCGGAGGUGGAGACCCUCGCCGUGGACCAGGUCAAUGGGGAGCAGGUGGUUCGCAAACGUUCAGGUGCAGACAGAACUGUUUAAGACUGACAAUUGUGCACAUUUACACAUCCUAAAACAGAUAGUAUAUAAACAUAGAUGUAUUAAGACCAAUGCAGUAUAUGCAGAACUCUUUAUGACUGUGAAAACACACACACACCCAUACAGAUGCUCAAAUCAUCAACAUAUCACAGACAAACUUGUCAAUAAACGUAUAAAACACAAACACACAGCUUAAUACACUACGGAUAGAUAUAAACAACUAACAAACACAAUCACACAGCACAAACUUGGGAAAUGCUGAACAAUACACACUGGCAAGUGAACAAGAUUUAGGCAAAGACUGUUUUUCCGGGAAUGUGAGAGAAUUCGAAAGAUGAAGAGACUACGGAUGGCAGCAAGAGCUUCUGUAUGUCCUGCUGCUUUUAUGCAACACUGUAUAAACUAAAGACUUUUGUUCAUGGUCAUUUGAAUAACUUCUUUGUCUCACGUCAGUUGAGAAGGAGAACUGUGAGCAUGCCAAAUGUUUGUUUUUCUUUCCCAUUUGACUUCUUAGCAUCUUCUUUGCGCUUUCUGUUCUUCUCGUCAUCAAUGUCCCGCUCCGUUUUACUCAAGGUACAAGCAAACACACACACACAAAAACAACAACACACAUACUCACAUAUUGCCAAAUGUCGUCAUUGCCUGCUGAUUUAAUGUUCUAAUGCAUAUUCAUAUCUACUCAUAUUUAUUCAUGAGCACUGCAGUAGUACUGGAAUCUCCACUCUCCUUCAACUCUCCUUCCCCUCUCACUUACAUAUCUACAGGCUAAUGUGAACAAUCCUGCUGCUCCUUAUUAAACUCCUACAGAAAUCAAA